Molecule: messenger RNA, 1472 nt
Organism: Loxodonta africana (African savanna elephant)
Lineage: Eukaryota; Metazoa; Chordata; Mammalia; Proboscidea; Elephantidae
Product: olfactory receptor 8K1-like
Exons: 1
Coding region: 121-1113 (330 amino acids)
Biological process (GO): sensory perception of smell; G protein-coupled receptor signaling pathway
Cellular component (GO): membrane
Molecular function (GO): odorant binding; G protein-coupled receptor activity; olfactory receptor activity
Source: RefSeq, a predicted model, not a curated record
UUUCGUUUGGUGGAGGAAGGAGUCUCCAUUUAAAAUUUGUGACAAAGAAAUGUCUCUAUAUCUCAUGUAUUAUGUUUUAAGUUCCCUCAGGAGAUAGCAUCUCAAGCAUAAUAACAACUGAUGUUAUAUCUCACACAGGUAACUAAGAUGAACCAAAUGGAGAAACACAAUCAUACGGCAGUGACUGAGAUAAAUGAAUUUAUUCUCACGGGCAUCACUGACAACCCUAGGCUGCAAGUACCACUCUUUGGAAUCUUUUUCUUCAUAUACUUGGUCACAGUGGUAGCCAAUCUGGGCAUGAUUGUCUUGACCCAUUUGGACUCCAAGCUACACACUCCCAUGUACUUUUUCCUUAGGCAUUUGUCUAUUACUGAUCUUGGUUACUCCACUGUCAUCGGUCCUAAAAUGAUGGUAAACUUUGUAGUACACAAAAAUACAAUUUCCUUCAAUUGGUGUGCCACCCAGCUAGCAUCCUUUGAGAUUUUCAUCAUCACUGAACUGUUUAUUCUGUCAGCAAUGGCCUAUGAUUGCUAUGUGGCCAUCUGCAAACCUCUUCUCUAUGUGGUCAUCAUGACAGAGAAAGUGCGCUGGUUGCUGGUACUUACUCCCUAUCUCUACAGCACAUUUGUGUCCCUAUUUCUUACAAUUAAGUUAUUUAAAUCAUCCUUCUGUGGCUCGAACAUUAUCAGGUAUUUUUACUGUGACUGUCUCCUUCUGAUGUCCAUGCUGUGUUCUGACACACACGAAUUAGAGUUGAUCAUUUUGAUCUUUUCAGGCUGUAAUUUGCUCUCCUCCUUCUUGAUUGUUCUUGUAUCCUACACGUUUAUUCUUGGGGCCAUCCUCAGAAUGAAUUCAGCUGAAGGAAGGCAUAAAGCCUUCUCCACCUGUGGCUCCCAUCUGACAGUGGUGGUUGUAUUCUACGGGACACUAUUGUUUAUUUACUUGCAGCCUAAAUCCAUCCAUACAUUUGAUAUUGAUAAAAUGGCUUCUGUGUUUUAUACUCUGGUGAUCCCUAUGCUGAAUCCAUUGAUCUACAGCCUAAGGAACAAAGAGGUAAAAGAUGCCAUAAAGAGAACAUUAAGUAACCGAUGCAAAAUUCUCAAUAUAUUUUAAUAUUUGCUUAUGAAGGUGGGUCCAGCAACCUUUGGUAUUAAAAAGUGAAACUAUUUUAUCAGUUGUUUUUUGUUUGUUUUUUCUGAACAAAACACUUGGUCUUGUAUCUCCCCAUACUCUUCAUCUUCACUUCAAUAGAUAUAAAUAUUGUAGCCAGAUAAUACCCCAAGUAAUUUGUAAAGUCAUAAUGCAACCCUCCAUUAUUUAUAAAUAAGAGAAAUCAUAUCAAAUUUGGGUUAAAUGUAGGCUUACAAAGAUAAAUUAGCGUAAAAUAUCCAAAACGGAGCAACAUUAACCAGAAAUUAAGUAUUAUAUAUUUUAUAGUGGUCACUGGAUAUUAAAGAUAAGUAAGGUUGAAC